AUGUUCCCCUCGAACAUCAUCAGCACAGGCGGUGACGAAGUGAACUUAGUGUGCUACGAGGACGACUACGAGACACAGUACGACUUGAACAGCACUGGUCGCACGCUUAACAGCGCGCUCAACGACUUCGUCAUGGGCACGCACGGCGCGCUCAUUGCUAAGGGCAAGACACCUGCCGUAUGGGAAGAGAUGGUCCUCGACUUCAACCUGACAUUGUCUAACGAGACGAUUGUCUACGUCUGGAUUUCCUCGGACGACGUUUCUGCGGUCGUCGACAAGGGCUUCCGUGUCGUCCACGCUACGUCAAGCUACUUCUACCUCGAUUGUGGUGCAGGUGAAUGGAUCGGCGACGACCCCAACGGUAACAGCUGGUGCGACCCCUUCAAGACCUGGCAAUACACAUACACCUUCGACCCGUACGCGAACCUGACCUCCGACCAAUACCACCUCAUUAUGGGCGGCCAAGCCAACAUCUGGACGGAGCAAACAGACUCGUCGAACAUCCAGUCGAUCGUCUGGCCGCGUGCAGCAUCUUCCGCGGAGGUCUUCUGGACCGGCCCCGGCGGGAACGGGACGACCGCGCUGCCGCGCCUGCAUGCGCUCACCUUCCGCAUGGUCCAGCGAGGCCUCAAAGCGAUCCCGCUCCAGCCGUAUUGGUGCGCGAUCCGCCCGUACGAGUGUGACCUCUACUGGUAA
Molecule: messenger RNA, 696 nt
Organism: Fibroporia radiculosa
Lineage: Eukaryota; Fungi; Basidiomycota; Agaricomycetes; Polyporales; Fibroporiaceae
Exons: 6
Coding region: 1-696 (231 amino acids)
Biological process (GO): glycosaminoglycan metabolic process; carbohydrate metabolic process
Cellular component (GO): membrane
Molecular function (GO): beta-N-acetylhexosaminidase activity
Source: RefSeq, a predicted model, not a curated record